This is a messenger RNA of Laetiporus sulphureus 93-53, 887 nucleotides long. RefSeq lists its product as uncharacterized. The transcript is spliced from 4 exons. The record is from RefSeq and is a predicted model, not a curated record. Gene Ontology annotation, biological process: mycotoxin biosynthetic process. The annotation marks the transcript as partial. NCBI's taxonomy places the organism in Eukaryota, Fungi, Basidiomycota, Agaricomycetes, Polyporales, Laetiporaceae.
CUUCGCACUUCUCCAAGACGUGCAAAGCACUGGGGACAAUGUUGCCGCCGCUACCCGAGGGCGCAUACAGCGACAGGGGCGAUGUACGCUAUAGGCAUGGCAAGACAGCAUGUUGCAGCCUUUCGAAGCGCGAAGCGUUGCUCAUCAUCGGCAUCACGGUGCAAGUUUUUGUCAGCAUCAUCGUCUCGCGCUGGCUGGACUCACGUCAGCCUCCCAACGUGUAUUCUCCCUUGCAAGACAUGGUUGGGUACGAAACUCGUCGAUGGAGUUUAUCGACAUACCAAUUUCCGACAAAGUACAUGGGUACAUCUCAGGAGGUGGAUGCCAACUGGGAUGAUCUGUAUAGAUAUGGGACCGCUCGGGUUGCUCAUAGCACAGCAAAGAUGCUCGCAGAAGAAACGCUCCCCGUCCCAGAGCAGAACGACCAAUACAUGCUGACAUUUGAGGUAUACCAUCAGUUGCAUUGUUUGAAUCUACUGCGGAAGCGAUUGCAUCCGGAAGAUUACGAUCCACCUGACGCCGAUGACAAAGUCGCACAGGAGCAUGCUGAUCAUUGCAUCGAUGUACUACGACAGACACUGAUGUGCGUCGUGGACAUCAAUCCCAUGAUUUGGCACUGGAAUGAACGGGUGAAUAUGACGGUACCAAAGUUGGACGUAUUGGCAGAAUGCAGGAAGUGGGAAGAUGUGGAGAGAUGGUCAAGGGAACAUUUCAUAAAGACGGACAACGUACCCAUGGCAUCCCAUGCUGUCCACGGUGGGUCUGAUUAAGAGGAGGCGCAAAGCGGAAUCCCCAGGUUGGAAGCAGCAUUCUUCAUGAAGUAGUAGAGUGUGCCUUAGACCUAUGUGAUGUGGCAUAUUGCAGCACGUCGACCGCCUAUGAAGUAG